AUGUCUUCCUCCCACGCUGUCGUCAAACGAGACAGCGAAACGGCCCUGAUGCCGCCUCCCCCUCCGCCCAAACGCAUCAAGCGACCUGCCACCGUUCUCGACGAAGACGUGUACACAGACGCCUUAUCGCACAUCAUCGCGCGCGACUACUUCCCAGGCCUCAUAGAAACACAAGUGAAACAAGAGUACCUCGAUGCGCUAGACUCAAAAGACAAAGAAUGGAUCGCGAGUUCAAGGAAGAGGCUUACGGAUUUGAUGAUGACUCCGAGGCGGUCGAGGCCACGAUUUGAUGCGGAGGGCAUGACGUCCCGGGGAGGUGCUGCAGCACCCGGCGAUACUCCAGCUGGCUGGGGCGGGGAUACGCCCAUGUCGGUGGCCUCGGUGUCGACAGCGGCUACCGCAACAACGCAGAGGGAUCGGGCACCCGACGUCUCGAAGAUGGGUCUUUUGGAUUUCCAAGCGAAGUAUACAAGUGAGGAUAAUGAAUCAUUCAAUAAGUUACUGGAUAAGCAGAACACGAAGCGGCGGGAGAAGUACGCGUGGCUUUGGAGUGGGAACAAGAUCCCGACUGCGCCUCAGAUUGCUCAUCAUCAGCGCGAAACAAAACGCAUCGAAGCGCAGGGUGGAAAUCCUGAUCAGCAGAAACAGGUUGUCGUCAAAACGGAUUUGGAUGCCCGGCCUGCAAAGCCAGAUGGAUGGAAGUCCCAGGCGGAGAAUUCGCUCAUGUUUCUGCCUUCAUCUAUCGAGGACUCUUACGAGACUAUACAGCAGGGGGCUGAGGCGAUUUCCCGCGCGGGGCCUAAACGAGUCGUCUAUCAGAACACUCGACUCGCUGAAGACGUUCCUUCAGAGUCCAGCAACGCCCCACCACCCUCGCCUUCCAUCUCAGCAAUCCAGGAUGCAAUCGCCGGCCGACCACGCCGGACUGAAACCGAGGCUAGCUACGCCGGCGGCGAAACCCCCCGAGUCAACGGGUACGCCUUUGUCGACGAAGACGAACCGGAGCCGGAGCCGGAGCCUAGAAACAAUAUCCACAACAGCUCUCUCGAGGGCGAAGACGACCUCCACAUCCUCGGUCCCAUCUCCUCAACCCCCAACCCAUUCGAAAUCAGGCAAAACCGCCGCCGUGAAGAUCUCCACCACCGCAUGGUCGACCGCGUGGCCCGGAACAAGCGGGCCGAGAAGGCUGCACAGACCUCAAAGUCUCCGCUAUCAGCCAGUGCCACGCCGCGCUUCGCAAGUAGUCCACGGCUGGACUUUGGACUGAGGACACCGGGCUCGGAAGGUACGGGUAAGAUGCUCUCGCCUGCGGCGCAAAAGUUGCUUUCUAGGGUCGGCGGUACGCCGAGAGCGAAUUUGGGUGAUAAGGGCUCUUCUUCUUCGCGGUUGAAGAACAUGUGGACGCCGACGCCGAGGAGGCAGAGGUGA
Messenger RNA from Aspergillus calidoustus, 1428 nucleotides. Lineage: Eukaryota; Fungi; Ascomycota; Eurotiomycetes; Eurotiales; Aspergillaceae. The record is from the annotation of a GenBank genome assembly.